AUGCCCACGCUCACAGGAUCAAAGGAGCAUGUGGCUUCAGUCAUGAGAGUGGCUACAAACCAGUUGUGCGACAAGAACCGCGUGGCGCCGCCCAACCAGGCGACCACGUCGGGCACCCCGUACCUGCUGACGGAGAACCGGCUGCGUCAGAUCCGCUCGGAGUUCAUGUACUGCUACUUCGACCAGGGCGGCAACUCGGACGACAAGGGCGACUACCAGACGGACCUGCACUCCUCCAUGCCGCAGAUCCAUAAGAACCUCAACUUCCAGCUGCCAUUCUAUGGCUUCCGUUACAAUUACACCAGGCUCUCGAUGCACGGCUACCUGGAGUUCAGCGACCCGCCGGAGCACUACACGUACCCGCUGUCGUUCCCCAACAAGGACUGGCCCAAGAAGAACGACCCGGCCUUCAUCGGCAUCUUCUUCAGCAAGAUGCGCAUCGGCAAGAUCCGCCAGGAGGAGGAGGACCAGCGCCAGCCGGGCGUCUACUUCCGGCUGGAGCGCGACCUGCAGGCGCGCACCGACCAGAUCGGCGUCGAGAUGCGCGAGCGCGUCAAGUGGGACGUGCGCGAGGGCGUCGUCGGCGCAGACACCUUCGACCCCAAGCACCUCAUCAUCGUCACCUGGAAGAACAUGUCCUUCGCCGGCGGCAUCGACAACUCGCUCUACAAGACUAACACUUUCCAGAUGGUCCUUGCUACAGAUGAAGUUUUCACAUAUGCAAUAUUCAAUUACCUGAACAUCCAGUGGACAUCUCAUACAGAAGCAGGAGGUGAUACAACAGGUGGAGAAGGUGGUGUUCCUGCUUAUGUUGGUUUCAAUGCUGGCAAUGGCACACAAAGUUAUGAGUAUCUCCCAUAUUCACAAAUGUCAACAGUUAGAGAUCUUCCAGGAAGAGGCUGGGGAAAUGGAUUUCCAGGGAGGCACAUAUUUCGCAUUGAUGAGAAGAUAAUGCCUGGCACCUGCAACAAGGACAUAGCUGGCGCCAAUCUACCAUUGGUCUUUGCUCCUGAGAGUGGCAAUAUGCUGGGUGGCACAAUAGUAAAUAUCACUGGGCCAUGUUUCAAACCAACAGACAAGGUGACCUGCAGGUUUGAUUACAGAGAAGUCAGAGGUACUGUUGUUGACACAAAUAGAGCAGUGUGCGUCCAACCAUUUGUAAUGGGAGAAGGUUAUAUACCUUUUGAAAUAACAGUAAAUGAAGGGAGGUAUGACUGGAAAGGAAAAUUCUUUCUCGAAACUCCUGCAACUGCAGAAGAAAAAAUUACAUUUGACACAAAUGAUGUCCAUCUAAAGAGCCCAGCAGAGAUACUAAUUAAGUGGGACAGUGCAAACUUGACAAGUAAUUCAGCAGCACAACUGACAAUAUCUCUUUGGGGCUACCGAGAGUCCCGUAAGAUGCCUGAGUUAGUGUAUAUUGAUAUACUGGAGACUGGUACACCAAAUGCUGGAUCAUUCACUAUUGCACCAGCAAAUUUUCGCAACAGGAACAAUUACCUGGUGACAGAUGCACAUUUUGGCUUUAUACAGAUCAACCUAACCAAUCCUGAGAUAUAUGCUGGUUCAUCAAUCUCACCUGUCAUAUGGAGUCGUCCUAUUCCUCUUGGGUGGUACUUUGGUCCACAAUGGGAAAGACAGUAUGGUACAGACUGGCCUGCAAAUAUGUGUGAUAAUUGGUUAAUGAACGAUCGCUACUUGAAGAGCUUUGCAAAUGACAUCCCACAAUGUCCUUGUGAUCUGGAGCAUGCUCUUGUUGAUAAAGGCCGCUUCAUGCCAGACUAUGACUGUGAUAAGGAUGCCAAUCAUAAGUGUUUCUACCAUGAGGGUGCAGUACACUGUCUUCGAUCAGGAAUUCCAAGUCUGGGAGGAUCAGAGCAACAAUGCUGCUAUGAUAAGAAGGGAUAUCUGAUGAUGACGUAUGACCAGCAGUGGGGCAGCCGUCCACAUCGAUCACAUAACUUCGGGCAGCUCCCAUGGAAUGAACCUAAUAAGGUCCCCACUCUCUCUCAGUGGUUUCAUGACAUGGUUCCAUAUUACUUCUGUUGCCACUGGCAGGAUAUUGAAGCUGUUGGUUGUGAAACAUAUCGAUAUGAAAGACGCCCAACACAGGAUUGUAUAGGCUACCAAGCACCUGCCGUAGGAACAGUUUUUGGUGACCCACAUUUUAUCACAUUUGAUAAUGUUGAGUAUACGUUCAAUGGAAAAGGAGAAUUUGUGCUGGUUCGAGUGGACACAGAAAAGCUGAGGUUAGAUGUCCAAGGCCGGUUUGAACAAAUGCCAAAGAAUGUUUAUGGAGAAGUAAUGGCAACGCAACUGACAGCUAUUGCUGCAAAAGAAAAUUCUUCAGCUACUAUUGAAGUCCGAUUAAGGCCAGAGUAUGCAAGAUGGAGGUACCACCUUGAUGUACUUGCUGAUGGGAAGAAGAUAUAUUUUGACCGGAAUGCUCUAAGGGUUCAGCAUUUUACUGGUGUGACUGUGUACACUCCAACAUAUCUUAUUAACCAGUCAGAAGUUGUCAUUAUGUUCCAGUCAGGAACUGGUGUUGAAGUUGUUGAGAACAAAGGAUACUUAACAGCUAGAGUGUACUUACCCUGGACAUUAAUUAAUCAGACCCGUGGGCUUCUGGGAAAUUGGAGUUUUGAUGUAGAAGAUGAAUUCACAUUGCCUGAUGGCUUGGUUGUAAAUCCAAGCACAAACAUCAAUAACUUUGAAAGGGUGCACAAGGACUUUGGAAUCAAAUGGAUACUGGGAGAUACUGUGAAAGAGGGAGUAGGAGGGUCCUUAUUUGUGAAUGAGUACUCUCGAAGUUCCAGCUAUUAUGCAAAUGAGUCAUUUGUUCCUGAGUAUCGUACAGAUUUGUUGGAAAUUAUUCCUAGUAACAGGUCAAAAGAUAGGACUGAUGCUGAGUUCUACUGCAAAGAUUCAUAUCAGUGCAAGUAUGACUACGCAAUGACUGUCAAUAGGGAUGUUGCUGAAUUCACAAAGAACUAUUAUGCAAGUUACACAGAAAUCAGAGAAAUUACGGAGGCAAAAGGUAAAAAUACUGUUAUUUCAUGUGGUGUGCUGGAAACACCACGAUUUGGUCGAAAGAGCACUUUUGAAUAUGUACCUGGAACAGUGGUAACUUUUGAGUGCAAUCAAGAUUACGUUCUGGUUGGUGAUAUGCGGAGGUCUUGUGGUGCAAAUGGACAGUGGAAUAUACCUGAGUAUGGGUACACUGAAUGCUUACGUCAAUAUGAAUACUCAUCACGACAAAUGGCAAUUACGUCAGGUAUUGUUCUAGCAGUAUUGGUAGUACUGCUACUGUUAAUUGCCUUGGGGUGGUAUUGUUGGUACAAAGAAUCAAGUGCAAAAAGUACUGCCAAAUCCUGGGACUAUGAGACAGUACAACUGAGAAAAGCAUCCAAUCAGAUGGCAUUACCCAACAAAGUUGAAGCAGAUGGCAGACGAACAACAGGCAGUGAUCGUAGUAGUAGUUUGAGUAGCACCAGUAGUGGCUUGAAGAAGCGCCUUUAUGAUGGUGUGUACCGUACGGGUGAACCAUUACCUGACAGGCCAAGUGAAGAAUUCAAGGAAAAAUUGUGGGACUUAGCAGAGGAAGUGGCAGACAGCAGUGUUAUUAGUAGUGACAUCACACCAUCUGAUGUCAGUAGUAACAACACUUAUAGUCGGCGGCAAACUGAUAUUUUUUGA
Messenger RNA from Schistocerca piceifrons (Central American locust), 3693 nucleotides. It is a transcript of the gene mesh, whose product is annotated as protein mesh. Gene Ontology annotation, biological process: cell-matrix adhesion. The transcript has 20 exons. The record is from RefSeq and is a predicted model, not a curated record. The coding region runs from base 1 to 3693 and encodes 1230 amino acids. Lineage: Eukaryota; Metazoa; Arthropoda; Insecta; Orthoptera; Acrididae.